AUGGAUUCCUUACUUGAAAAAUUGGAUCCAUUGUCCUCUAAGAGAAGAACCACUUAUAAGAAAGUAUUUGAACCACAAGAGGAGGAAGAGACCCAACAAAUAUCGAAUUCACCACCACCUCCAAUACUGGGAAAUGGAUUCCUAUUUCAAAAUAGUACCAUUGAUAAAGUUAGAAACCGUCUGAGAAAUGCUGAAGAUGGAGCUAAUAAGGUACAGCAAAAAGAACAGGAACAGGAACAGGAGCAGGAGACUCAAUUGAAUCAAACCCAGGUCAUUGCUGACCUUUACGAAGGAGCUGAAGAACUAGAAGAACAGAACAAAGAAAGAGUAAGACUACCUCUCUCAAAGAAAACUAGUUCAGCGUCACAAGAAAAGACACAGGUUAUACCCUGGGCUCCAACCGUAGAAGGGGUCGAAAAUAAUGUCGAACAGGGUACGGAUAUACAUGAAGAGAAAACACAACAAGUUCCAAAUGAAAUUUCUUACGACCAAAAAACGCAAGCUAUUCAAUCAUUCCAACAGACUGAAGUGGAACCACUUACUCAAAGGAUUUCUGAGCCUGAAAGGACACUAGACGUACCAACCUAUGCUGCUACCAGUGAGGACCAAUUGGAUACACAAGAACAGAAUCCAAUUACACAGCUAGACAUAAGCAACAGCUUACUAUUCCAAGCUACAGAUUCUGAUAUUCCGAAGUCUCCACCACAAAGGUUAAAAAUGCAUGAUAUUGAGAAGGAAUUGGAGGAAAAACGUCAAGAAAGGGACCACAGAAGGAACAUAGAAUACAGGGCACCAGAAAAGCCGGUCAAUGUCAAAAGAGUUUUUUCCAAAGAAGCCUUUUUGAAAAACUUCGAUGAAGAAUCAAGCUCAGAGGAUGAAUUGAUUGAAUUAAGAAGCAGAGACAUCGAGAAAAAACAUACUGAGAAAGAUAAGAGCACUCUAGAGAACACAACUGAAAGCAGCCAGAGACAAAGGGUCUUUAGCGUCUAUGAAUAUAAACUGAAGGGUGAAUUGGAUUCCAAAAGGUGCAUUCAACUGGAUGAUGAUGAGGAUGAAUCGGAUGAGGAUGUAGAGGUACCAUUAUCAAGGGUCUCAAAGGCUACUGUUUUAGAUAUAAAAGCUAGAAGGUCGAAACAAGAACCAUUAUCAAAAAUAAAGCAGAAAAAGACGACUCUGAAUGAUUUGAUAUGCACUUUAAAGAAAGCUUCCAAGAAGCAAAUCACAGAUCACCAAAACGAACUUAUGAAGAGCAGGGGUUAUAAACUAGAGGAUAUAGAAAAGCAAAAGGAAGAAAUAGAAAAUCUUUUAGAGCAAGAGAUUGCUAGGAAUAAAAGGUUGGCCCGUCGCGAAAACGAGGAGGAUAAUUCGAAUGAUUUAGAGGAUAGAUCUUACGGUAGCGGUAAUGAAUCUGAAAAUUCUGCUUUUAGUGAUAUCGAAUUUAGUGGAGAUUCUGAAUCUGAUGAUGGACAGGAAGAUGACAUGAAUAAUGAUGACGAGCGUGUACAAAAAGAGAAAAUGCAGGAAGCCGGGGAUAGUGACAAUAUAUCAGCCCGAGAAGAUCAUUCCGAUGAGGAAGAUGAAGAUUCCAUUCAAAAGGGGAGAACGAAAAAUCAUAAAAUGCUUCCCGCAGAAGACUCAGAUUCAGAACAUGACGAUACACUUCCGAGAAAUAUAAUUGAUCUAGGACCAUAUGGGAACAACCUCCAGGUAAAUCACGAAGAGGAUAUGGAGAAUCUUCCGCUUUCCGAUUCAGCUGAGAUAGAUGCCGCUGAAGAGGAGAAAACUAACGAGCUGAUAAUGGAAAAAAUACGAAAGAUAGAAAUGAGGAAAAAGAAAAAAGAGCAAAGACUCAAGGAUAUGAAAGCUAAGGGCCUAAACAAGAUGUUAGAAAUGGAAGCAGAAGAAUCAGAAGACGAAUGGAAAGGUGUAGGUGGUGUAGAUGGAGACUUAUCAGAUGAACACGAUUCGGAUUUAGAAGAAAUGAUUGAUGAUUUCACAAAAUCUAAUGAAAAUUUCGAUGAUGUACGUCAGUUGCUAGCUAAAGAAAACAAGGAACUGGAUGAGAAAAUGGUUAAUAAGAUCUUGUACGAUAUCAAAAAUGGUGGAUUCCGAAAAAGAGGUAGAAAUGCACUGGAUUUAGAAUUAAGCGAUGACGAGGAUGAGGAUUUGCGCAAUUAUCGUUUGAAGAGAAGAGAAUUGAUGAAAAAGAGUAGAAUUGAGGGUAAGGAUAAAGAAAAAGCCUUUAGAAAUGCCAAAUCGAAGGCAUUUCUUGAAAGUAUGGUUGAUGAUAUAGAUGAAUCGAAAAAUCCUUUUGGUGAUCCAGAAAUGGAUGUAGAGGACAACACUGAUGUGGAUACCCAAGAAAAUGAUUAUCCUAAGAAUAAAGAGAAGAAUACUCUCUCACAAGAAUUUGUCCAACGGAGUCUGUCAUUCUUAAGCAAUAAUAAUAGCUCUCGGGAAUUCGAAUUGGGGGAACAAAUUACUUUGGGAGAUGAAGAACAAGAUGUCUCGUCUUUGAAAAGGAACAGUUCCAUUCAUGCAUUGCACAAUUCUUCUAGUCCUAUCAAAGAAGACUUAGAAAAAGAAAAUCAAGAUGAAGAUUUUAUUACAUUACCAAACUUCAAGCCACCUUCACUUAUUAAAUCGCUUGCGGGUGGAUUUGAUCCUAAUAAUAAGUUUCAAAGUGGUAAAAAAACGGUUACGGUAUCGAAAUCUUAUAGAGCAGUCGGUGGUAGCCGCUCCUCCAUUACGUACUUUGGUAAAAUGCGGAAGUUGGUCGGUCCUAAAAACAGGAAUAGCACACUGUCCAAAGGCCCUCGCCCCGCUUCAAAACCUACGAUGGGCAAACUGUGGGAGUCCCAACAGAAUAGUUUCGAUACAUAA
Molecule: messenger RNA, 2883 nt
Organism: Zygosaccharomyces rouxii
Lineage: Eukaryota; Fungi; Ascomycota; Saccharomycetes; Saccharomycetales; Saccharomycetaceae
Gene: MRC1
Product: chromatin-modulating protein MRC1
Exons: 1
Coding region: 1-2883 (960 amino acids)
Biological process (GO): activation of protein kinase activity; mitotic G2 DNA damage checkpoint signaling; mitotic DNA replication checkpoint signaling
Molecular function (GO): anaphase-promoting complex binding
Source: RefSeq, a predicted model, not a curated record